AUGGCAAAACAAGUUGAGGGUUCUUUGAUUCUGUUUCCUUACGGCGAUUUGCAGCGUGCGACCAAGAACUUCUCUGAGAUGUUGGGCAGUGGUGGGUUUGGCUCUGUUUUUAGAGGGACAUUAGUUGACUCAACCGAUGUAGCUGUGAAGAAGCUUGACGGCUUGAGACAAGGAGAGAAGCAAUUUCGAACCGAGGUGAGCACAUUGGCUGCUAUUCAACAUGUCAAUCUGGUUCGCCUUCGCGGUUUCUGCUCCGAGGGCUGCAAAAGGCUUCUAGUUUAUGAGUUCAUGUCAGGAGGUUCCCUGGACUAUCACCUCUUUCGAAACAAUUCCGCAGUUCUCUGCUGGAAGAUGAGGUAUCAAAUUAUUCUUGGGAUUGCGAGAGGAUUAGCCUACCUCCAUGAGAAGUGCCGGGAGUGCAUCAUACACUGCGACAUAAAGCCAGAUAACAUACUUCUAGACAGGGACUUCUGCGCCAAAGUUGCAGACUUUGGCAUGGCGAAGCUCGUCGGUCGUGACUUCAGCAGGGUACUGACAACCAUGAGGGGAACUGUUGGCUAUCUCGCACCCGAGUGGAUCUCAGGCCUACCAAUCACCUCCAAGGUCGAUGUCUACAGCUUUGGGAUGAUGCUCUUUGAACUGGUAUCAGGCAAGCGAAACACAACGCACUCCGUGGAUGGUAGCAACAUCUUUUAUCCUUCGUGGGCUGCAAGAAAGAUUAUUGAAGGCGAUAUAUUUAGCUUAUUGGACCAUAGAUUGAAUGGUGCUGAUGACACUGAAGAGCUAACCAGUGUCUGUAGAGUUGCUUGCUGGUGCAUUCAAGACUCUGAAGGUCACAGGCCAACAAUGGGACAGUUGGUGCGCAUCCUAGAGGGAGUCCUGGAGGUGAGCAUGCCGCCACUUCCUAGGGCUCUUCAGCUUCUCACGGAAGAUCAGAGCCAAAUUCGUUAUCAUUUGUCAUCCACGGAGUACGAAGAUGCACUUGAUCAAUCUCUGAAUUUCUAUCAGUAA
Elaeis guineensis (African oil palm) is the source of this 1011-nucleotide messenger RNA. Its product is annotated as G-type lectin S-receptor-like serine/threonine-protein kinase At2g19130. The record is from RefSeq and is a predicted model, not a curated record. Gene Ontology annotation, molecular function: protein serine/threonine kinase activity; ATP binding. Gene Ontology annotation, biological process: recognition of pollen; protein phosphorylation. Lineage: Eukaryota; Viridiplantae; Streptophyta; Magnoliopsida; Arecales; Arecaceae.